AUGGCGUCCUCCAGUGGAGAAACCGGCGAGCCGCCCGAGUGCGAGCAGAGGCCGGAGCCGGCGGGGGACCUGCGCAGCGUCCUGCUGACCAGCGUCCUGCAGCUGGAGCCUCUGGACGUCGACCUCUUCCGGGGAAGGCACUACUGGGUGCCGGUCACGCAGCGUCUUUUUGGAGGGCAGAUAGUGGGCCAGGCGCUGGUGGCCGCAGCAAAGGCCGUGACGGACGACCUGGAAGUCCAUUCGCUCCAUUGCUACUUUGUGAGGGCAGGGGACCCCACUGUGCCUGUUCUGUAUCAGGUGGAACGCACCCGUACCGGGAGGAGCUUCUCGGUGCGCUCGGUCAAGGCCAUCCAGCACGGGAAGCCCAUCUUUAUAUGCCAGGCUUCCUUCCAACGGGGGCAGCCCAGCCCGAUGCAGCACCAGUUCCAAAUGCCGGCUGUGCCGCUCCCGGAGGAACUGUUGACCCAGGAGCAGCUGAUCCAGAAGUACCUGCGGGACCCCAACCUUCUGGAGAGAUACCGGCAGGGACUCCGGAGAAUGCUGGCCCAGGAGGUUCCGAUCGAGAUGAAGCCGGUGAACCCGCCUGACUUUUUCCACCAGAACUCCCAGGAACCCAAGCAGCUCUUCUGGGUGCGUGCCAGGGGCUACAUCGGCGAAUGCGACAUGAAGCUGCACUGCUGCGUGGCUGCGUACAUCUCGGACUAUGCGUUCCUGCGGACGGCCCUGUUGCCGCACCAGCACCACCGUGUGAAGUUCAUGGUCUCGCUUGAUCACACCAUGUGGUUCCACGCGCCCUUCAGAGCCGACCAGUGGAUGCUGUACGAGUGCGAGAGCCCCUGGGCCGGUGGCAGCCGGGGCUUGGUGCAGGGCCGCCUGUGGCGCAGAGAUGGUGUGUUGGCGGUCAGCUGUGCCCAGGAAGGAGUAAUCCGCGUGCAGGAAGAGCAGCCGGCCUCCAGCAAACUGUAGCCCUGCUUAUCUUCCCCCAUCGGUUCUCCUCUCCUAAGGGGAGCCCCUCCUCCCUCCUCCCCUCUUGCACUGGCUGAGUCCUCGGUGGCUGACGGUCGCUUACAAGGACCCCCGUAACCCCUGGAGACGGCGCUUACAGAUGGAAGCACUUCCCUUGGGCGCAUAUUAAUUUAUUAGAGACUGACUUCCGUUCCCCAGCGGUUAAUAAAGGGAGUAAAGUGUC
Molecule: messenger RNA, 1189 nt
Organism: Thamnophis sirtalis
Lineage: Eukaryota; Metazoa; Chordata; Lepidosauria; Squamata; Natricidae
Gene: ACOT8
Product: acyl-CoA thioesterase 8
Biological process (GO): fatty acid catabolic process; acyl-CoA metabolic process
Cellular component (GO): peroxisomal matrix
Molecular function (GO): fatty acyl-CoA hydrolase activity
Source: RefSeq, a predicted model, not a curated record